AAAAAAUAAAAAUAAUACUUUCUCUCUUAAUUUCUACCUGGAAGAAGAUAUUGAUUUUUCUGCUCUUCCUAUACUUUUCCUUGUCCCGAUCGAGAAAAAGACAGAGACGCCUGUCCUAAAGAGAAUUUUCAACCGACAACUUUGCAGAUAAUCAGAUGGGGAUCUCGAGCUGAUUUUGAUUAAAUGAGAUUCUGGGAGUUACUUUUUGAGUGAGAAGGCUGUUGUUAUAUAGUUCCUAAUGGGGAUAAGGUACUUGUCGGUCUCGGUGGCAUCAACAGCUCUGAGCUUUGUGGGGCUUCAAGUCUGGACAGAGUUGUCUUUGGAUAGGCUUAGAGCUGAUGGGCUGAUUGCAAAGAACAUUUCUUUAGGAGACUCCGAGCAUGCGCUUGAGCUGCUUCUGGGAUCUUACUUUACAAUCGCCCUGUUGACCAAUUUUGUGCUCAAUGUGUAUAUUCUUCUUAUACUCUCCCUCAAGACUCUAUUUUUUGGAGAUUUAUAUGGCGUUGAAACUAAAAAGUUGGUGGAGCGACUUGCCAAUUACAUCAUUUACAAGAUUAAAUCCCCAUUUAACAUCCUUUUCUCCAAGGGUACAUUUCUGCCGCUGGUGAUUCCCCCAACAAUAUUUCAGGGUGUACUGUGGACAGUUUGGCUGACUGUUCUAUGCACUUUAAAGAUGUUUCAAGCUUUGGCUAGAGACCGGCUUGAACGAUUGAAUGCAUCUCCUUCCUCUACACCUUGGACAUACUUUCGUGUGUAUUCAGUUCUCUUCUUGGUUCUCUCUGUUGAUAUGUUGUGGAUAAAGCUUUCCCUUAUGACAUACAAUACAAUUGGUUCUUCUGUGUAUCUGUUGUUACUUUUUGAGCCAUGCAGUAUUGCUUUUGAGACCUUGCAGGCGCUGUUAAUUCAUGGGUUUCAGUUACUUGAUAUGUGGAUCAAUCACUUAGUAGUCAAUAACUCGGACUGCCAAAGAUCCAAGUUUCUUGAUUCCGUGACAGCAGGCUCACUGUUGGAAUGGAAGGGCCUCCUCAACCGAAACCUUGGUUUCUUCCUGGACAUGGCUACUUUGGUAAUGGCACUAUGUCAUUAUUUGCAUAUCUGGUGGCUCCAUGGCAUUGCCUUUCAUCUGGUGGAUGCAGUUUUGUUUCUCAACAUACGUGCAUUGCUCAGUGCAAUUUUGAAACGAAUGAAAGGAUACAUUAAACUGAGAAUAGCUCUGGGUUCUCUCCAUGCAGCGCUUCCUGAUGCAACUUCUGAAGAGUUACGUGCAUAUGAUGAUGAAUGUGCUAUAUGCCGGGAACCUAUGGCUAAGGCUAAAAGGCUUCACUGCAACCACCUUUUCCAUCUUGGAUGCCUGCGAUCCUGGUUGGAUCAAGGUCUAAAUGAUGUUUAUUCUUGUCCUACAUGUCGUAAGCCUCUUUUUGCUGGUAGAACUGAAAGUGAGGCUAACCCUCGCACGGUUGAAGUCUCAAGGGAUGAGCAGCUAGCGCGUCAGCUUGAAAGACAAAACAGUCCUGCUCAUCCACUAGCCACUGGUUUAUUCCCUGCUGAGAUGCCAAGUUCUGUUGAAACUGAUCCUUCGAGGAAUUUAGGAUUGGAUCCAAGCUGGCUGCAGACAUGGUCAGACCAGGGCAUUGAUGUGGCUGGUCCCUCUACUACCGCUUCUAGGUCCGUUGGACUGGGGAGGGUUCAGAUGAUGAUGAGGCAUCUUGCAUCUGUUGGGGAAAGUUAUGCUCAAACUGCACUUGACGAUGCUGCUUGGAGUCUUUGGCCGAUGAACCCUUCACAAGCUUCCACUUCUACUACAACAACCAUACCUCCAGGUGCUGGUGGAAGGACAGGUGGUCUGCAUCUAAGAACUGUAUCAAACGUGACAAAUGAAAGCUUGGCAAGUAUACUAGCUAUGGCCGAGACAGUGAGGGAAGUCAUGCCACAUGUGCCUGAUGAAAUUAUUUUCCAGGACCUGCAGAGAACAAACUCUGUUGCUGUUACAGUAAACAAUCUUCUCCAGAUGUGAUGAUAGUUUGUGUAAAAAAUACUGAGAACUUUCUGCACUUUCAUUUAAACCUUUAGGUAUAGAUUAGUUGAUUCGGGACAUAUCCUUGUCCUUGAGUUUAUACACCACCCAACAUUGUGCAUCACUCUUUACUAUAGAGAAGAAGAGGCUCUGUUGCUCUGGAGAUAUCUUGUCACAGUCUCCAGUCUCGAGGGAGAGUGACCACUCUAUGCAGCUACCUCUCUUAUGUAAGAAUGUGUAAUUUACAAUAAAAACAAGUUAAAUUAAAGAAUCUACGGUUAUUGAUCCAAUAGCCUGUUAUGUAAUAGUAUAUCAUUAAAUGUGUAAACUCAGUUUUUUCCUCUAAACUUGAAUAUAUCCUCCUACUUCCUGUA
Messenger RNA from Brassica rapa (field mustard), 2388 nucleotides. RefSeq names its product E3 ubiquitin protein ligase RIN2. The record is from RefSeq and is a predicted model, not a curated record. Gene Ontology annotation, cellular component: ubiquitin ligase complex; cytosol; plasma membrane. NCBI's taxonomy places the organism in Eukaryota, Viridiplantae, Streptophyta, Magnoliopsida, Brassicales, Brassicaceae. Gene Ontology annotation, biological process: positive regulation of plant-type hypersensitive response; protein ubiquitination; ubiquitin-dependent protein catabolic process. Gene Ontology annotation, molecular function: ubiquitin binding; ubiquitin protein ligase activity.